AUGAGUGAUUCUGCUUCAAAUCAUUUUUCUCAACCAACGAAUCAUCCAGCAAAAUCAAGCCUACCCAUGUUGUAUUACGGCCUUGUGGUAAUCGGAACGGCGGCGAUUGUGUUAGUUCUUUACAAUUUCAUCGUUAUCAUGUGGUGUUCCGACAACCGUCGUGGCCGAGCUUCGCCGGCGCUGGCUGGAAGUUAUGCGGAGAUGGUGAAUUCAAGCCGUAGCUUGCAGAGCUCGAAUAGGAAUCUGUUGUGCAGCUUUAAGUUCAAGAAGGGGUCUGCAGCGGCGGCGGUGGAAGAAGAAGGGAAUGGGAAUGAAUGUGUGGUUUGUUUGUCGGCGUUUGAGGAGGGGGAAGAGGUUAAGAAAUUGCCGAGAUGUCUGCAUAUGUUUCAUGCUCGUUGUAUAGAUAUGUGGCUUUUUUCUCACUGUGAUUGCCCCCUCUGCCGUGCUCCGGUGGCGGUGCCGGGGUUGAGCAAACGCCAAACCGCGGCGGAGCAACAGGGGAAUUCAGGGCAUGGGUUGCCGGAAUCCGGUGGCUUGGUUUGA
This is a messenger RNA of Cucurbita maxima (winter squash), 543 nucleotides long. Its product is annotated as E3 ubiquitin-protein ligase EL5-like. The record is from RefSeq and is a predicted model, not a curated record. The transcript has a single exon. Lineage: Eukaryota; Viridiplantae; Streptophyta; Magnoliopsida; Cucurbitales; Cucurbitaceae. Gene Ontology annotation, biological process: protein ubiquitination. The coding region runs from base 1 to 543 and encodes 180 amino acids.